This is a messenger RNA of Elephantulus edwardii (Cape elephant shrew), 3384 nucleotides long. It is a transcript of the gene ARHGAP33, whose product is annotated as Rho GTPase activating protein 33. Gene Ontology annotation, biological process: small GTPase-mediated signal transduction. Gene Ontology annotation, molecular function: GTPase activator activity; protein binding. Gene Ontology annotation, cellular component: nucleoplasm; cell cortex; Golgi apparatus. NCBI's taxonomy places the organism in Eukaryota, Metazoa, Chordata, Mammalia, Macroscelidea, Macroscelididae. The transcript is spliced from 17 exons. Bases 1 to 3384 code for a protein of 1127 amino acids. The record is from RefSeq and is a predicted model, not a curated record.
AUGCUGGUUCCACUGUUGCUGCAAUACCUUGAGACACUGUCAGGACUGGUGGACAGUAACCUCAACUGUGGGCCUGUGCUGACCUGGAUGGAGCUGGACAAUCAUGGCCGGAGGCUACUUCUCAGUGAGGAAGCCUCGCUCAACAUUCCUGCAGUGGCCGCUGCCCACGUGGUCAAACGAUAUACAGCCCAGGCACCAGAUGAGCUGUCCUUUGAGGUGGGGGACAUUGUCUCAGUGAUUGACAUGCCACCCACAGAGGAUCGGAGUUGGUGGCGGGGCAAGCGAGGUUUCCAGGUUGGUUUCUUUCCCAGCGAGUGUGUGGAGCUGUUCACAGAGCGCCCAGGUCCUGGGCUAAAGGCAGAUGCUGAUGGCCCCCCAGGUGGCAUCCCAGUUCCCCAGGGCGUGUCCUCUCUGACCUCAGCAGUGCCCCGGCCACGUGGGAAGCUGGCUGGCCUCCUCCGCACCUUCAUGCGUUCUCGCCCCUCACGACAACGGCUGCGACAGCGUGGGAUCCUGCGGCAGAGGGUGUUCGGCUGCGACCUGGGAGAGCACCUCAGCAACUCAGGCCAGGAUGUACCCCAGGUGCUGCGCUGCUGUUCAGAGUUUAUCGAGGCCCACGGAGUGGUCGAUGGAAUCUACCGGCUCUCGGGUGUGUCCUCCAACAUCCAGAGGCUGCGGCAUGAGUUUGACAGCGAGAGGAUCCCCGAGCUGUCCGGCCCUGCCUUCCUGCAGGACAUCCACAGUGUGUCCUCCCUCUGCAAGCUCUAUUUCCGGGAACUGCCGAACCCCUUGCUCACAUACCAGCUCUAUGGGAAGUUCAGUGAGGCCAUGUCAGUGCCCAGGGAGGAGGAGCGCAUGGUGCGGGUCCAUGACGUCAUCCAGCAGUUGCCCCCACCACACUACAGGACCCUAGAAUACCUGCUAAGACACCUGGCCCGCAUGGCGAAGCACAGUGCCAACACCAGCAUGCAUGCCCGCAACCUUGCCAUUGUCUGGGCUCCCAACCUGUUGCGAUCCAUGGAGCUGGAGUCAGUGGGCCUGGGUGGAGCCGCCGCCUUCCGGGAGGUUCGGGUGCAGUCUGUGGUGGUGGAGUUCCUGCUCACCCAUGUGGACGUCCUGUUCAGUGACACGUUUGCCUCAGCUGGACUGGACCCUGCAGGCCGCUGCCUCCUCCCCAGACCCAAGUCCCUCGCAGGCAGCGGCCCCUCAACUCGCCUGCUGACGCUGGAAGAGGCCCAGGCCCGCACGCAGGGCCGGCUGAGAACCCCAACUGAUUCCACAGCUUCCAAGGCCCCGGCCUCACCUGCAGACAGGAGGAAACGGGAGAGAGGAGGGAAGCAGCGGAAGCCCGGGGUCAGCAGCUGGAAGACUUUCUUUGCGCUGGGCCGAGGCCCUGGCGUCCCCCGAAUGAAGCCUCUCCCUUGGCUGGGGAGCACCCGCACCCCAUCGCAGCCUUCAGGCAGCCGAAAUGACACGGUCACACUGAGGUCUGCCAAGAGUGAGGAGUCUCUGUCAUCGCAGGCCAGUGGGGCUGGCUUCCAGAGGCUGCACAGGCUCCGAAGACCCCACUCGAGCAGCGAUGCUUUCCCUGUGGGUCCAGCGCCCGCGGGUUCCUGUGAGAGCCUGUCCACUUCCUCUUCAUCUUCCUCCUCAGAGUCGUCCUCUUCGUCCUCCUCAUCCUCAGCAGCUGGCCUGGGAGCACCCUCCGGGUCCCCCUCACACCGCACCUCGGCCUGGCUGGAUGAUGGGGAUGAGCUGGACUUCAGUCCACCCCGCUGCCUCGAGGGGCUCCGGGGGCUUGACUUUGAUCCCCUCACCUUCCGCUGCAGUAGCCCCACCCCAGGGGACCCCGCUCCCCCAGCCAGCCCAGCCCCUCCAGCCUCCGCUUCUGCCUUCCCACCCAAGGUUACCCCCCAGGCCCUCUCACCCCGCGGGCCGGCCAGCCCAGCCUCCCCUGCUGCCCUGGACAUCUCAGAGCCCCUGGCUGUCUCGGUGCCCCCUGCAGUGCUGGAGUUACUGGGGGCUGGAGGGACAUCUGCCUCGGUGACCCCGUCACCACCCCUGCCACCAGCCCUCAGCCCGGGCCCAAGUCUGCGACCCCACCUAAUCCCCAUGCUGCUGCGGGGAGCGGACACUCAGCUGAGCGACAACUGCCAACAGGAGAUCUGCAACAAGCUGGCCCUACCUGACCUCCGGGCGCCCCAGGCCCAGCUUGAUCCUGGGACAGAAUCUCCUCUGCUGCCCCCACCCUUGUCCCUACUGCGGUCUGGGGGGGCUCCGCCCCCACCCCCCAAGAACCCAGCACGCCUCAUGGCCCUGGCCCUGGCUGAGCGGGCUCAGCAAGUGGCCCAGAAACAGAGCCAACAGGAGCAUGGGGGUACACCCCCAGCUCCCCGCUCCCCUUUCCGACGCUCACUAUCCCUUGAGGUGGGUGGCGACUCCCCAGGGACCUCAGGGAGUGGGCUCUCCCCCAGCCUGGUAUCUCACCUUGGGGCCUGGGCCCCAGGACCCCCACCCUACCUACCAAGGCAGCAAAGCGAUGGGAGCCUGGUGAGAAGCCAGCAGCCCACAGGGCCCCCCCGGAGGGGCCUCAGAGGUGCUGCCCAGGCUCCUCCCCCGAGCUUCUUCUCCUCAACCCCCCGGGAGUGCAUGCCACCCUUUCUCAGGGUCCCCAAGCCAGGCCUGUACCCCCUGAGUGCUCCAUCCUUUCAGCCCAGUCCCCCCGCCCCCGUGUGGAGAAGCCCCUUGGCACCACUUGACAGGGGGGAAAACCUUUACUAUGAGAUUGGAGGUGGUGAAAGUGCUACCUACUCUGGCCCCACUCGGUCCUGGAGUCCCUUCCGCUCCAUGCCCCCCGACAGGCUCAAUGCCUCCUAUGGCAUGCUUGGCCAAUCACCGCCACUUACCAGAUCCCCCGAUUUUCUGCUCAGUUACCCACCACCACCCUCCUGCUUCCCACAUGACCACCUUAGCUACUCAGCCUCCCAGCACCCUGCUCAGCGUCCUAUGCGGUCUGAGCCCCUCUAUGUAAAUCUAGCUCUGGGGCCCAGGGGGACCUCACCUGCCUCCUCCAGUUCCUCAUCACCCCCUGCUCACCCCCGAAGCCGCUCAGAUCCUGGGCCUCCAGCUCCUCGCCUUCCCCAGAAACAGCGGCCCCCUUGGUGUCCCCGCACUCCCCAUAGAGCACCUGGGCCCUGGGCCCCACCAGAACCCCUAUUGCUCUACAGGGCAUCCCCACCAGCCUAUGGGAGGGGGAGUGUGCAUCACCGGGGGUCUUUGUAUAGGAAUGGGGGUCAAGGAGGGGAGGGGGCUGGUCCCCCACCCCCCUACCCCACUCCCAGCUGGUCCCUUCACUCUGAAGGCCAGACCCGAAGCUACUGCUGA